This is a messenger RNA of Belonocnema kinseyi, 4047 nucleotides long. RefSeq names its product thioredoxin domain-containing protein 11. Lineage: Eukaryota; Metazoa; Arthropoda; Insecta; Hymenoptera; Cynipidae. The transcript has 12 exons. The record is from RefSeq and is a predicted model, not a curated record. The coding region runs from base 428 to 3616 and encodes 1062 amino acids.
UUUUAAGAGCACCACAAUAAAUGCAUUUUCAAACAAGUUGCAUUCUGUAAACAUAAGGAGUAAUUUAAAAAUUCUUGAAAUAAUUAAGUAACAUAUAGGGAAACGUUCAAACUGGGACUUGAAAUUGAAUUAAAAAAAAAAAAAAAACAAGACAAGUCUGGAAAAGGAUACCAAAAAGAAGUGACUAGAAGCGAAAGCGAAGCUAUUGACUAAAAUUGGAAACAUUGCAAUUGCAACUCAAUCACAUCAGCUGUUUCCGUUCCACAAAAAUGUUAGUUGACGCACAUAUUAUGCGCAAAACACCCGGCUGAUGGUUUGCAAAAUUGCAAUCGACUUUUUGACAAUCAGUCGUGAAAGACUUAAUAUUUCGGAGCAAUGUGGUCCCAAUGACCAAAGAUUUGCUUUUCGUUUCGUUUUCGUUUGACAGAUGGGUGCGACAACUGAGUGCGACUCCAGCUCCGAAAAAUCUUCGGAUUCGAGUUCUCUGGAUUCAGGAAGUGCCAACGAGUCGAAACAAGGGCUAGCUAGCAAGAUGUUCUCCUAUGCUAAUUCUAUUUUCUUUGUUGGAAUCAUAUUUACAAUCCUCGUAGCGCUUCAGAGCUCGCCUCCAAAAAUAUCAAAACCACCACCUGCUCGACCGUUUUUCAACACGAGUUCGAUUGUGGCAGAUUUUUAUAAAGGCCACUUGAGUGCAAUGGUGGAGAGAAUAAUGGAUUCUGAUUUUAGUUUCAUAAUGUAUUAUGCACCCUGGGAUGCUGAAAGCCAAGCUCUCAGGGUAGAGUUUGAAAUCGUGUCGCAGUACUAUCAUUCCCAGAUAUUUUUUGCAGCAAUCAAUUGCUGGCAUCCAGGAUCAGAGUGCAGAUCUCAGUACAAUAAAAUUCAGAGCUACCCAGUUUUAAUGCUCUAUCCUUCGAGGCAUUCAGGAGUUCAGUAUAAAGGUAUUCGAACUGCUCCUUACAUGAUGCAAUUUCUCGAUGCAGUUAUGAGUCCCAUUGUUAGGAUAACAAAUAAUCAACAGUUAGUGAAUCUUCUUCUUGAAAAUGAUGCUGUAGUCGUAGGUUUUUUCAACUUUACUGGAGUUGCCAAAAGUCCAGGGUACAAAGAAUUUUAUCAAGCUGCUAUUCGCUCACUUGAGCGGGAUCCAAAUCGUGAAAUAAUUUAUGCUGCAGUUACGGACCCAAAAACUGCCGAAUCUAAUUAUGGAGUUGUUACAUUUCCACAUGCAAGACUGUUUCUCUGGAAUGAAUCUUUGAGUUGGCCUGAAAGUCAAAUAUGGACAACUGAUGCUUUAACAAACUGGGCUGGAAAAGAAAUGCAUCGAGUAACUCUCUGGUUACAACCUCCGGGUAGUAAAUCUCUUACAUUUGCACCCUACCUUUGGGAUGGUCCAGCACUUUUUCUCUUUACACCAAGAAAUCCUUUGCAUUCAGAAAAUUACAACUACAAUCUCUUAAAGGAAUUAGCAUUGCAGUAUUACAACUGUGCAGAUAAUUACCCAGCGAUUGAAUUGGUGAAAGGUUUGAGGGAAAAACGUCUGAGGGCAAUAAUGAAUCGUCAAAAUAAAAUUAAGUACUGCACUCGGCUUUUGAGUGAUGGAAAAAUUCGAAAUAGGAUUCUCGUCAGUGUUGAGCAAUGGAUCAAUGACACUUGUUGCGCCAAAAUUGUAAUGAACAAGUGCGUACGCUGCAAGAGAAAAAUUACCGUUGAAGAAGCGAAUGAGUCCGUUUGUAAAAUUCCUUUGAAAGAGUUUAAUCAAGUCUGUCUGGAGAAGGAUGUCUUUAGUCUGCCGUCCAAACUGAAGCAUCAAACUGAUUACGAAUCUUGCUGUGAUUACGGAAAAGAUUCACAAAACAGGGAUCAGGAAUUCCACAGUGAUAAGUUUGACGAAAGCGAUCCAUACUCAGCAGAUGCGGUUCAGCAAUUCUUCUACAAAGAAAAGUGUGAAAAAUUGCUCACUGGAAAUAAAUAUCACCGAGCAAUUUUUCCGAGAGAUUAUGAAAAAGAUCCGAGUAUCAAUUUGACUCCUGCGAUAUGCGAAGUGAACAAAACUCUUUCCUUCAUAGCCGUCGAUAGUCUUUAUUUUUACCAUUAUGCCGAAGGACUUGGAGUGGAUGUUUUAAAUCGUAGGGACAAAACUGCAGCUGUAAUUCUAGAUCCUAAUGAAGAUAGGUCACCAAAAAUUUGCCUAAUGGAGGAGAUACGAGGCUGCAUAAACGGUAAUCCGUCCGCCUGGGGAAAGGAAUUAGUGGCACCAUUAGAAGAAGUAGGAGAUGGCGAGACAUUGGGGAUGAUAUGGGAAGGCAGGGAUUUGGAAGAUGUGUCAAGGAACUUAGGAAGAGGAGUCCUGAGGAAAAUGGAACAAGAUUUCGCCGUGGAUACGAAAAAAGUUCUUGCUGGGUCCCCCUUCUUCCUCGUUCCAGAAGAACCAAUCUUCACCAAUCUUCCAUUUUAUGUAGCCCGUCCUCACUGCUUUCCCUUGUCAUGCUUCUUCCUCAGCUACAUUGAUGAUCCACUUCUCUAUUUGAAGCUCUCUGUCAGUCAAGUUGUCCGCAAUCCAGAUGCUAGUCCCUCUGAAUUUGGAUUUUCUUCUCAUUAUGGACAUUUUCUCUUUCCAAGAAUGCAAGUUCACCAAAAACUCUCCAUUGUUAAACCUGAUUCCUUUGACCUCUGCUGCUACUCCAAUUGUCCUUUUAAGGGCCGCUUUUAUUUCUCCCUCUACAUUCCUCCCGGUUGGUCUGAAUCCUCUGAUUACAACAUGACUUUUUCUGUCCCUUCUUUCAUUUCUCGUUCCACCUCCUUUUUCGUCAGCUUUCUGGGAAUCCCCGCGCUUCUACUAGAUCAAUUAAUUUGCGGACUUUCUUUGACUCGACUUCAAACUUUUCUCCUGUCUUUGUUGGAGGAGACUUCAAUGCACAUCACCCAUCUUGGGGAUGUGAAUCCUCCUGUCCCUCAGGAUGUUGUCGUGAUGUAUCACUCUCCUUAUUGCGCAUUUUGCAGUGCAGUAGCCUAUGUUUAUUUAAGUGUGGCGCAUUACUUAUCGAAAAUGGACCACCUUGUGUUUGUCAGAGUUGAUGGCGAUAAUAAUGACUUACCAUGGGAAUAUAGCAUGGAUCGGUACCCUUCCAUACUUUACUUUCCAGGACGAAGAAAAGAGGAUAGUACAGUAUUUCCUUUCUCGUUGCCAAUCACAAUAGCAAAUCUGUUGAACUUUGUCUUGGCAAAUUUGGAGGGAGAUUCUCACGUGGAAGCCCUUGUCAAUAUUUGUCAAGUUGGGUCUGGUGAAUCGCCGAAAGACUGUGUUUUUCGAAUUCGGUGGCUCUGCUUAGAUAUAAUAGAAGAUCUGUUGCGCGAAUACAGAAAAUUGCGUCGGCACGAGUCUCUUCUCGGAAAGAGAGUUGCCAGUGAUAGACGCAGACUGAUUUUGCUCAAGUUGGAAGUCGUGAAAAGUGUCUUCUUGAUUCUCGAAACUACCAACGACUUGUCCAAAGACGAGCUCAAGGUAAACUUGAUUCGUGAAAAGUUUAAAAUUUAUUACAGGACAAUGUCGUCUUUAGAUGGGAACAUUCGAAAAGUGACUAUUAGACCUAAGAGUAAUUUAGUGAAAGACGAGUUGUGAUAUUUACCUCAGUCGGGGAAUAAUUAUAUGUCGUUGAAAAUUACUAUUGUUUUUUUUUUAUUUUUUAUUUUAUAGGAUCGAAUUUCAGAGAAUGUAACGUUUUCAAAUAAUCUAGCGGGACAGAGAUUUGGUCAGGAGAGAUAAUAUUUUGAGUGGAAAAUUGCAGGGUGGCCAAGGAAAAUCGGAAAAUGACAGUGAAUUUUUUUUUAUGACUGUGAAUUUUGUAAAUUUUUAGUAGAAAAAUUUAACCGAUCACUUGAAAUAUCAUAUGAUAUAAUACAAUUUAUUAUAAGAUUGAUUUAAACGUUUUCUAUUAAAUGUUAAAAGUUCAAAUUGUUAAGUGUUUUGAUACCUGAAAUAAUUUAGCUUACAAUGUCUAAUUCGAAAAUCUUUGACCUUAAUAAUUUAUCAUUUUCGGUCUUUAUUUUUAA